AUGGUUGUCACAUCAUCACAGUUCAAACUGGAGCCGUGGAUUCAGAAAUGGGGAAACGUCCGCUUUGAACGCGUCGCGCGACUCAACGCCGAGAUCCCGGACCAUGCCAUGAACGAAGAUCAAAGAAACCAUGACGCUGCGCAUACAUAG
Messenger RNA from Fusarium pseudograminearum CS3096, 150 nucleotides. RefSeq lists its product as uncharacterized. The transcript is spliced from 2 exons. Bases 1 to 150 code for a protein of 49 amino acids. The record is from RefSeq and is a predicted model, not a curated record. Lineage: Eukaryota; Fungi; Ascomycota; Sordariomycetes; Hypocreales; Nectriaceae.